ACGCAGAACGCAGCCAAACACAACAAACGACGACACCGAUUCGAUUCUAAGACAUAACACAAACAUCGUAAAACGCUUUUGCUUUUGCUUUUGCUUUUGCCUUUGCCUUUGCCUUUGCCUUUGCUUUUGCUUAUUUAAAUGGUGAAGCCCACCGCGGAAAAACAAACGGCCGAGCAGAACGAUACGACGUCGUACAGGGGAGUACGGAAGAGGAAGUGGGGAAAAUACGUGUCGGAAAUUAGGCUGCCCAACAGCCGUAAGAGGAUUUGGUUGGGUUCCUACGACACCGCCGAGAAGGCGGCGCGUGCCUUCGACGCGGCCAUGUUCUGCUUACGUGGCAGCGGCGCUAGGUUUAAUUUCCCCUCCGACCCCCCCGACAUCGCCGGCGGGAGGACCAUGACGCCCUCCCAGAUUCAGAUCGCCGCCGCACGCUUCGCCAAUUCGGAGCCCCGAAAGGAGUGUUCGGGUCGACCCGUGGAGUCCUUGACUUCGGAUGAGGACAGUCAGGAAACGACGUCGUUGCCUUUGGACACCUCGUCUCCUCCUCUCUCCGACGUCACAGUCCAAAACGACACCGAAUUACUACACGGGUAUCUCCCGGAUCCCUUUUCGGAUCUCGGGUCGGAUAAUUUCCAACCCGAUUUUUCCUUUUUCCCGGGCUUCGAUGAUUUUAGUAGCGAUUUUCUUUUUCCGGAGAUUCCGAGUUUCGAUUACGGAGAGGAGAAUUUGGAGGGGUUGAUAAUUCAGGACUCGUUUUUGUGGAAUUUCUAAGCGGGUCGGGUUGUGGAUAGUUUUAUUAUAUCCGGAACCGUGACGGGAACCCGGGUUGGUCAAUUUUUAUGAGGCCAAGCCCGUUACUGAAGGAAAUGAUUUUUUAAUCACCAUGUAGUUAAGGUUUCAAUUUUUUGGGAUGAGGAUCUUACAUCAUUUAAUUGUCACCAUUGAUCAAUCAUUUAAUAAAUUGUAAAGUUGCAUUCUGAUAGUGUAAUUUUUGUGGCCAUUCAUUGAAUUAUAAAAGGAUAAGAUGUUUUGUGGGUAUCAAUUACGUAGUACUUGGUUUGGCUUUGGCGCAUUAAAUUUUAGUUGUGUGUAUCCAUUAGUGUUGUUGAGACGGGACAUGUGAUGAUCACAGAUAAUGAAAGAAAACUCAAAUAUUGUGUACUA
Messenger RNA from Cajanus cajan (pigeon pea), 1164 nucleotides. Its product is annotated as ethylene-responsive transcription factor ERF017. Gene Ontology annotation, biological process: regulation of DNA-templated transcription. Gene Ontology annotation, molecular function: DNA-binding transcription factor activity; DNA binding. Lineage: Eukaryota; Viridiplantae; Streptophyta; Magnoliopsida; Fabales; Fabaceae. The record is from RefSeq and is a predicted model, not a curated record.